GCCUGCCUUUCGCUGACCAUCGGUGAGAUCCAUCAUCUACAUCAGCAGCGGCCGCGGAACUGUUUGACCCGCAGCACUGACUCACGUCCUCUGGGUUGUGCAGACUUGGUACCAUCAUGAGCACCGAUGCCGAGAUGGCCCAGUACGGGCCGGCGGCCAUCUUCCUCCGCAAGCCCGAGCGGGAGAGGAUCGAGGCUCAGAACCGGCCGUUCGAUGCCAAAACGGCCUGCUUCGUCCCCAACGUCAAGGAGCUGUUCAUCAAGGGUGUCGUCCAGAAGAGGGAAGGAGGCCAAGUCACCGUGAAGACCGAAGCCAACGAGAUUGUAACGGUCAAGGACGAAGAUUGUCAUUCCAUGAAUCCCCCCAAAUACGACAAGAUCGAGGACAUGGCCAUGAUGACCCACCUCAACGAGCCCUCGGUGCUGUUCAACCUCAAGGAGCGUUACGCGGCGUGGAUGAUUUAUACCUACUCUGGACUCUUCUGCGUCACCGUCAACCCGUACAAGGGGCUGCCGGUGUACGAGCCUCAGGUCGUGUCGGCCUACAGGGGCAAAAAGCGCAUGGAGGCCCCGCCCCAUAUUUUCUCCGUCUCUGAUAAUGCAUAUCAAAAUAUGCUUACAGAUCGGGAGAACCAGUCUGUCCUGAUUACUGGAGAAUCUGGUGCAGGUAAGACUGUCAACACCAAGCGUGUCAUCCAGUACUUUGCGACAAUCGCUGUGGCCGGAGGCGACAAGAAAGAUAAUGCACCUGGAAAAAUUAAGGGGACACUGGAAGACCAAAUCAUUUCAGCGAACCCGCUGCUCGAGGCUUUCGGGAACGCCAAGACUGUGAGGAACGACAACUCCUCCAGAUUUGGUAAAUUCAUCAGAAUUCACUUUGGAACCACAGGGAAACUGGCCUCAGCUGAUAUUGAAACCUAUCUGCUGGAAAAGUCAAGAGUAACAUUCCAGUUGUCUGAAGAGAGGAGCUACCACAUCUUCUAUCAGAUACAGACUGGGCACAAACCGGAGCUCAUAGAAAUGCUUCUCAUAUCCACAAACCCAUACGACUUCCCCAUGAUAAGUCAGGGGCAGAUCACCGUGGCCAGCAUUGAUGACAGAGAGGAGCUGGAGGCCACGGAUACCGCCACCGAUAUAUUGGGCUUCACCAGUGACGAGAAAGUCUCCAUCUACAAGCUCACUGGUGCUGUGAUGCAUUUUGGGAACAUGAAGUUCAAGCAGAAGCAGCGGGAGGAGCAGGCGGAGCCGGACGGCAGCGAGGUCGCAGACAAAGUGGCUUUCCUCAUGGGGCUGAACUCUGCGGACUUGCUGAAAGGCCUUUGCUACCCGAGAGUAAAAGUGGGGAACGAAUUUGUCACCAAAGGCCAGACGGUCCCCCAGGUCACCAAUUCAGUUGGCGCUCUGGCAAAGUCUGUAUAUGAGAAGAUGUUCUUGUGGAUGGUCAUACGAAUCAACGAGAUGCUGGACACCAAGCAGUCCAGACAAUUCUUCAUCGGAGUGUUGGACAUCGCUGGAUUUGAAAUAUUUGAUUACAACAGCAUGGAGCAACUCUGCAUUAAUUUCACCAAUGAGAAGCUGCAGCAGUUUUUCAACCACUUCAUGUUUGUACUGGAGCAAGAAGAAUACAAGAAGGAAGGCAUUGAUUGGGAGUUCAUUGACUUUGGUAUGGACUUAGCAGCCUGCAUCGAGCUCAUUGAAAAGCCAAUGGGCAUCUUCUCCAUCCUCGAAGAGGAGUGUAUGUUCCCCAAGGCCUCAGAUGUUUCUUUCAAGAACAAACUCUACGACCAGCAUCUUGGAAAGACGAACGCUUUCCAAAAGCCAAAGGUUGUCAAAGGCAAACCAGAGGCUCACUUCUCCCUGAUGCACUACGCCGGCAUUGUGGACUACAACAUCACCGGCUGGCUGGAGAAGAACAAAGACCCCCUGAAUGAGUCUGUGGUGCAGCUCUACCAGAAGUCAUCAAUGAAGCUUCUGGCCCUCCUGUAUGCUUCGUUCGCUGGUGCUGAUGGAGAAGGUGACGCUGGAAAAGGUGCAAAGAAAGGUGCGAAGAAGAAGGGCGGCUCCUUUCAGACGAUGUCUGCUGUGUUCAGGGAAAAUCUGGGAAAACUCAUGACAAACCUGAAGAGCACCCACCCUCACUUUGUGCGCUGCUUGAUUCCAAAUGAGGUUAAAACACCAGGUAUCAUGGACAAUCACUUGGUCAUCCACCAGCUCCGUUGUAACGGCGUACUGGAGGGUAUCAGGAUUUGCACCAAGGGAUUUCCCAGCAGGAUCCUUUAUGCUGACUUCAAGCAGAGGUACAGAAUCCUAAAUUCCAGUGCCAUCCCCGAGGGACAGUUCAUUGAUGGAAAGAAGGCUUCUGAGAAGCUUCUUGGAUCGAUUGACAUUGACCACACGCAAUACCGAUUUGGGUCAACAAAGGUCUUCUUCAAAGCGGGUUUACUCGGCACGCUGGAAGAGUUGCGAGAUGAAAAACUAGCUUCUCUGGUGACGCAGACUCAAGCUCUGUGUCGCGGUUAUCUGAUGAGGAAAGAAAUCAGCAAAAUCAUCGCACAAAGAGAUUGCGUCUGGAUUCUGCAAUAUAACUUGCGCUCAUUCAUGAACGUGAAACACUGGCCGUGGAUGAAGCUGUUCUUUAAGAUCAAGCCACUGCUGAAGAGCGCAGAGACCGAAAAGGAGAUGGUGACCAUGAAGGAGGACUUUGUCAAGAGCAAGGAGGAUCUGACAAAGUCAGAGUCCAAAAGGAAGGAUCUUGAAGAGAAAAUGGUUUCACUGCUGCAGGAGAAAAAUAACCUCCUCCUACAACUACAGGCUGACUCGGAAAAUCUCUGCAAUGCAGAGGAGAGAUGUGAAGGCCUGAUCAAAAGCAAAAUCCAGCUGGAGGCCAAACUCAAAGAGGUGUCCGAGAGACUGGAGGACGAGGAGGAGAUGAACGGCGAGCUGACCGCCAAGAAGCGAAAGCUGGAGGACGAGAGCUCUGAGCUGAAAAAGGAUAUCGAUGACCUGGAAGUCACCCUGGCUAAAGUGGAGAAGGAGAAACAUGCCACAGAAAACAAGGUCAAAAAUCUAACGGAGGAGCUGGCUGCUCAGGAUGAAAACAUCGGCAAAGUGACCAAGGAGAAGAGAGCCCUUCAAGAGGCUCAUCAACAGGCACUGGAUGAUCUUCAAGCAGAGGAAGACAAAGUCAACUCUCUGACCAAAGCCAAGUCCAAGCUUGAGCAGCAAGUGGAUGACCUCGAGGGUUCGUUGGAGCAAGAGAAGAAGAUCCGCAUGGACCUGGAAAGAGCCAAGAGGAAGCUGGAGGGGGAUCUGAAGCUGACGCAAGAAUCACUGAUGGACCUGGAGAAUGACAAGCAGCAGUCUGAGGAGAAGAUGAAGAAAAAAGAAUUUGAAAACAACCAGCUGCUGAGCAACAUUGCCGACGAGCAAGCGAUUAAUAACCAGCUCCAAAAGAAGAUGAAGGAACUCCAAGCCCGUAUCGAGGAACUGGAGGAGGAAGUGGAGGCCGAGCGAGCGGUUCGCGCCAAGAUUGAGAAGCAGCGGUCCGACCUCACCCGGGAGAUCGAGGAGAUCAGCGAGCGGCUGGAGGAGUCUGGGGGAGCCACAGCCGUGCAGAUCGAGAUGAACAAGAAGCGCGAGGCCGAGUUCCUCAAACUGCGACGGGACCUGGACGAGUACACGCUUCACCACGAGGCGACGACCGCAGCGCUGCGCAAGAAGCAGGCGGACGGCAUGGCCGAGCUGGGCGACCAGAUCGACAACCUCCAGAGGAUCAAACAGAAGCUGGAAAAGGAGAAGAGUGAAUUCAAGAUGGAGAUCGAUGAUUUGUCCAGCAACAUGGAAUCGGUCGCAAAAGCUAAGGUCAGCCUGGAGAAGAUGUGUCGCUCUCUUGAAGAUCAGCUGAUGGAGCUGAAGAACAAGAACGACGAAAACAUGCGGCAAAUGGCCGACCUCAACAAUCAGAGGGCCCGUUUCCAAACAGAGAACGCUGAAUUCUCCCGUCAAAUGGAAGAGAGAGAGAGCCUCAUUUCCCAACUGACGAGGGGGAAGCAGGGAUCCACGACACAUAUCGACGAACUGAAAAGACUGAAUGAGGAAGAAUCAAAGGCUAAGAACGCCCUGGCUCACAGUCUGCAGUCUGCUCGUCACGACUGCGAUCUCCUCCGUGAGCAGUACGAGGAGGAGCAGGAGGCCAAAGCUGAGCUGCAGCGGGCUCUGUCCAAGGCGAACGCCGAGGUGGCUGUGUGGAGGAACAAGUACGAGACCGACGCCAUCCAGCGCACCGAGGAGCUCGAGGAGGCAAAGAAAAAACUUGCCCAGCGCCUCCAAGAGGCUGAAGAUCAAAUCGAAGCAGGGAAUUCAAAGUGUGCCUCGCUGGAGAAAACCAAACAGCGGCUUCAGAAUGAAAUGGAGGAUCUCAUGGUGGACGUUCAAAGGUCCAACAGCUUGGCUGCCACGCUUGACAAGAAGCAGAGGAACUUCGACAAGAUUCUGGCCGAGUGGAAGCAGAAGUUCGAGGAGUCUCAGGCAGAGCUGGAAGGCGCCCAGAAAGAAUCUCGAUCUCUGAGCACUGAGCUCUUCAAACUGAAGAACUCGUACGAAGAAGCUCUGGAUCAUCUGGAGACGAUGAAAAGGGAGAAUAAAAACCUGCAACAGGAGAUCUCAGACAUGACAGAGCAACUCGGAGAGGGCGGGAAGACGAUUCAUGAGCUGGAGAAAUUCAGGAAGCAGGUGGAGACGGAGAAAUACGACAUGCAGACGGCCCUGGAGGAAGCCGAGGCCUCGCUGGAACAAGAGGAGACCAAGAUCCUGCGCGCGCAGCUGGACCUGAACCAGGUGAAGUCUGAGGUGGACAGAAAGGUUGCGGAGAAGGACGAGGAGAUCGACCAGCUGAAGAAGAGCAACCAGCGGGUGAUGGAGUCCAUUCAGGCAACUCUGGACGCCGAGGUGCGGAGCAGGAACGACGCCCUGAGGGUGAAGAAGAAGAUGGAGGGCGACCUGAACGAGAUGGAGAUCCAGCUGAGCCACGCCAACAGGCAGGCGGCCGAGUCCCAGAAGCAGCUGAGGAACGUUCAGGUGCAACUGAAGGACGCACAAAUCCACUUGGACGACUCCAUCAGGGGGCUGGACGAUAUGAAGGAGCAGUGCGCCAUGAUGGAGCGCAGGACGAGCCUGAUGCAGGCAGAGAUCGAGGAGCUCCGGGCAGUCGUGGAGCAGACGGAGCGCAGCCGCAAGAUGGCCGAACAGGAACUGGUCGACGUCAGCGAGCGAGCGGGGCUCCUUCACUCUCAGAACACCAGUCUUCUGAACACCAAGAAGAAACUUGAUGCAGAUGUGACUCAGCUUCACGGUGAGAUAGAAGAAGCCGUGCAAGAGGCCAGGAACGCCGAGGAGAAGGCCAAGAAGGCCAUUACUGAUGCGGCCAUGAUGGCUGAAGAGCUGAGGAAGGAGCAGGACACCAGCGCUCACCUGGAGAGGAUGAAGAAGAACCUGGAGGUCACGGUCAAAGACCUGCAGCAUCGAUUGGAUGAGGCCGAGAACUUGGCCAUGAAGGGAGGAAAGAAACAGCUCCAGAAACUGGAGACCAGGGUCCGUGAGCUGGAGAGCGAGCUGGAAUCCGAGCAAAAGCGUGGCAUUGAGGCCAUCAAAGGAGUCCGCAAAUAUGAGAGGAAGGUCAAAGAGCUUACCUAUCAGACUGAGGAAGACAAGAAGAACAACAUUCGACUGCAGGACUUGGUGGACAAGCUGCAGAUCAAAAUGAAGGCCUACAAACGGCACGCUGAGGAGGCGGAGGAGCAGUCUAACAUGCACAUGGCGAAGUUCAGGAAGGCCCAGCACGACCUGGAAGAGGCAGAGGAGAGGGCCGAUUUGGCCGAGUCUCUGGCCAACAAGAUGCGAGCCAAGAGUCGCGAGAUCGGGGCAAAGGUGCAAGAGGGACAAGGCGAGUAACUGAACGUGGAACAAGACGUUGCCUGCGGUAUGAAACAUCACGCAUACGGAUAUUAGUGUGUGUGAAAGGCAUGUCUGGUAGAUAUAUGAUCCCAAUAUCACAGCAGUGAAUAUCAGGGAAUAGAAUAAAAUAGAACUUGUCUUAUCUGACCAAUAUAUGUGAAGAUGAAUCAUCAGUCAAAUAUGUGAACACUCUCAUUAAUAAUGUAUUUAGUAUUUAAUUUCAUAAUAAAUCCAGAAGUAAUGUAGAUAAAAUAAAAAAAACAGCAGAACAUUUGAUUUGCAUUUGUAAGAAAAAUCACAGUAUCCUGAAACUGAAGCUGCUCUGGAGGUAAAAUUGGCACGAAAUCAUUUGUUAUCUUUUAAUCUUUGGUUCAUUUAUUCUUCUUGCUAGUUAAUCUCUAUUUAUGUGGUAAAACUGAAAGAAGUGAAAACAUUGCGUUCAUACUUUCCACAUGUUCUGAAAAGGACAGUAUGUAUAUGCACAGAGAUUUUCUCCUGGUUUUAAAGAUGUAAUAUUCCCAUAUUCAAUAAAUGUAUUC
This is a messenger RNA of Scophthalmus maximus (turbot), 6490 nucleotides long. RefSeq names its product myosin heavy chain, fast skeletal muscle-like. NCBI's taxonomy places the organism in Eukaryota, Metazoa, Chordata, Actinopteri, Pleuronectiformes, Scophthalmidae. The transcript is spliced from 40 exons. Gene Ontology annotation, molecular function: ATP binding; cytoskeletal motor activity; actin filament binding. The coding region runs from base 117 to 5948 and encodes 1943 amino acids. Gene Ontology annotation, cellular component: myosin complex. The record is from RefSeq and is a predicted model, not a curated record.